Cuculus canorus (common cuckoo) is the source of this 6700-nucleotide messenger RNA. It is a transcript of the gene ACSL3, whose product is annotated as acyl-CoA synthetase long chain family member 3. The transcript is spliced from 15 exons. Gene Ontology annotation, cellular component: lipid droplet; endoplasmic reticulum; plasma membrane. Gene Ontology annotation, molecular function: long-chain fatty acid-CoA ligase activity. Gene Ontology annotation, biological process: neuron differentiation; long-chain fatty-acyl-CoA metabolic process; long-chain fatty acid metabolic process. Bases 185 to 2326 code for a protein of 713 amino acids. NCBI's taxonomy places the organism in Eukaryota, Metazoa, Chordata, Aves, Cuculiformes, Cuculidae. The record is from RefSeq and is a predicted model, not a curated record.
GGGCCAAUCGGGCGGCGCCGCGGCGCAUACGCAAUGAGCGCGCGCGGCGGGCUGCGCUGAGCCCAGCCAGGGGGCGGCCCGGGCGCCGGCCGCGCGCGUCCUCGGCGCCGGGGCGCGGUCUUUUUGGAUCCUCAAUUGAUCCAUGUUUCUGAACUCUUCCUUGUAACCUUCGAAGGCAGCCAAAAUGAAGUUGAAGCAUAACAUCAACCCCGUUCUUCUACAGUUCAUCAACUUGAUAAUCUUGGUGUACUCCUUUGUAACGUACAUUCCGUGGUACAUCCUUUCAGGAUCAAGGCAAGCUAUAGCAAAAGCCAAGCAGGUUAAAGCUAGACCUGUGAAUAACAAGCCUGGAGGUGCAUACAGAUCUGUGAACAGUCUGCACUGCUUAGCUUCUGUUUUAUAUCCUGGGUGUGACACACUCGACAAAGUUUUUAAAUAUGCUAAAACUAAAUAUAAGGACAAAAAACUCUUGGGAACACGUGAAAUCCUAAAGGAGGAAGAUGAAAUCCAGCCGUCAGGAAAAGUUUUUAAAAAGGUCAUCCUUGGCAAGUACACCUGGCUUUCAUAUGAAGAUGUAUACAUUAAAGCUGUUAAUUUUGGGAACGGCUUAGCAGUAUUGGGUCAGCAACCAAAGACUAACAUUGCUAUCUUCUGUGAGACAAGAGCCGAGUGGAUGAUUGCGGCGCAGGCCUGCUUCAUGUGCAACUACCAGCUUGUGACUCUCUACGCCACGCUGGGGGGCCCAGCAAUUGUACAUGGGCUCAACGAAACGGAGGUGACCACCAUCAUUACCAGUAAAGAACUGAUGCAAACAAAAUUGAAGGAAAUUGUUUCUCAAGUUCCGUUGCUGCGACACAUCAUCACAGUGGAUGGCAAACCAACAACGUGGUCAGAGUUUCCCAAGGGUGUCAUUGUUCACACGAUGGCUUCUGUGCAAGCAAUGGGGGCCAAGGCAGAUACUGGAAACAGACAGCAGGCCAGGCCUGUGCCCUCGGAUAUCGCGGUGAUCAUGUACACAAGCGGAUCCACAGGAGUUCCGAAAGGAGUUAUGAUCUCCCAUUGCAACAUAAUUGCUGGCAUAACUGGAAUGGCUGAGAGGAUUCCGAAUCUGGGGGAAAAAGACAUCUAUAUUGGCUAUUUGCCUCUCGCCCAUGUUCUGGAGCUGAGCGCUGAACUUGUGUGUCUGUCUCAUGGGUGCCGCAUUGGUUACUCUUCACCUCAGACACUGGCUGACCAGUCCUCUAAAAUAAAGAAAGGAAGCAAAGGUGAUGUUACUACGCUGAAGCCAACCCUAAUGGCAGCUGUCCCGGAAAUUAUGGAUCGGAUCUACAAAAACGUCAUGAAUAAAGUGAAUGAAAUGACUAGUUUCCAGCGGAAUCUAUUUAUAUUGGCCUACAACUAUAAAAUGGAACAGAUCUCCAAAGGCUACAGUACCCCGCUCUGCGAUAGCCUUAUUUUCCGGAAAGUACGAAUGCUGCUAGGUGGAAAAAUUCGCAUUCUGCUUUGUGGAGGAGCUCCACUCUCUGCAGCAACUCAGAGGUUUAUGAACAUUUGUUUCUGCUGUCCUGUAGGACAGGGGUAUGGACUCACGGAAUCAGCUGGAGCUGGAACGAUCACAGAAGUUUGGGACUAUACUACAGGGAGAGUGGGAGCGCCUUUGGUCUGCUGUGAGAUCAAGUUAUUGAACUGGGAAGAAGGUGGAUAUUACAACACUGAUAAACCAUAUCCUAGAGGGGAGAUUCUUAUUGGAGGGCAAAAUGUGACGGUGGGCUACUACAAAAAUGAAGUAAGGACCAAAAAAGAUUUCUCUGUUGACGAGAAUGGGCAGAGGUGGCUCCAUACCGGAGACAUUGGAGAAUUCCAUCAAGAUGGUUGCCUAAAAAUUAUUGAUCGUAAAAAAGACCUUGUAAAACUCCAGGCAGGAGAAUAUGUUUCUCUUGGCAAAGUAGAAGCAGCUCUAAAGAAUCUUCCACUGGUAGAUAAUAUUUGUGUGUAUGCAAGCAGUUUCCAUUCUUAUGUCAUUGGAUUUGUUGUGCCAAAUCAAAAGGAGCUUGCGGAACUAGCUCGAAAGAAAGGAUUUAAAGGAACCUGGGAAGAGAUCUGUAACAGUCCUGAGAUGGAAAGAGAGGUACUGAAGGUGCUCGCUGAGGCUGCCAUGGCAGCUAAUCUGGAGAAGUUUGAGAUACCAGUAAAAAUUCGUUUGAGCCCUGAUCCUUGGACCCCUGAGACUGGUCUAGUGACAGAUGCGUUCAAACUAAAACGCAAAGAGCUUACGGCGUACUAUCAAACGGACAUCGAUCGAAUGUAUGGGAAAAAUGUCAAAUAAUUCUUUCCUCUGCACCACUUUGCUACAGUGAGCUUGGAUCAAAUAGGAAAUACUUGAAUUGCCUGUCUCAACACUUGAGAUCAACAAACGAAACCACCAUUCCUCAUCUGCAGCUUAAACUGUUAUUUCUGAUAACAUCACCGUGAUGACUGGCAAGUUGAGUAAAAUGUUACGGCAGCAAACUUGUGUCUGUCUCCUUUUUUGCAGUUUUCUCUGCUACCUUGUCAGUCUGUGGAUUUUCCCAAGUCUUUUUGGGAAACCAUGAUUCUGAAGCCUCAAGUUUUUAAGCAUUUAUAAAUCCUGUAUAAUGUUUUAUUUGUAUCUUUAAAAUUUGGAUGUAUAUAGAGAGAACUUGGCUAUAUAAGAAAUGGUUAUACUGGGGGCCUUUUUUUACCUAUUUAAAGAUAAGAAGGUAUUGAUGUUGUGAUGUUAUGUACAUUGCAAAUGCUUGUAACAAGAUCAUUGUUGAACAGAGGACCAGGUUAUUUGCUGCUGUGCUAUUUUUUGGUGUUAAUCUGAGGGAGAAAAUGUUGGACAUUCCGGCUUGUGUCAUACACCUUCAAUAUGUGCCUAAGGGUUACUUUUAAUUCUGUCUGAAGAUGAGAAGAUGGUCAUGACACAGCUCUGCAUAAAGGCAGGUACUCUUGCAGGUGUUAGUUAAAGCUUGUUUAAUACAAAAGAUGCUAUGAACACAGCAGAAAUAAAACCGAAGAAUCAUCGCUCAAAUACAGAAACUUCUUUUCUAAAUAGCUUGUGACCAUUUCAUCCAGUAGCUGAGUUGUGUAGAGCUAAUACAAACUCUCAGCACUAAUUUCAGGUGACACUUUGAGUUUGUCAGUGUCGUUUCCACAGAGGGACUGUAACAACCUUUGUCUAUUCUCGGUAGGUUUGGACACCACACGGGGUUUGCUCUUUUCUGGCCAGACCCCUGUUCUGCCCUAGCUGCAACCCAAAUCUCACUGGGGGGAUUUUUAAAGUCAUAAUGACAGUUAUGUUCUCAGCUCACACGGUGCCUAGCUGCCCUUUGUGCCAUUAAAAAUCUCCCUUUAAUUCUGUAUUCUGUUGUUUAGCAUUCUUUGCUUUAAAAGCAGAUAUUUGAAGUAUUUGUCACCCAGAGUUAUUUAUGCUGUUUGUUUUGUUACACCCAAUUCUGACUUUGGAAAGGAGUCACGAUUUCUGUUUUACUAUAGGUAUGUGAAUAUUGUUUCAAGAACCAUGGGGGGUCUUUUCUUCUUCCAUGAGAGCAUUUUAGUUUGGUUUCAGACGGGAUUUUUAUUUUCAGAGUAUUUCUAGAAAGAAUGUUUUGAACAGGGUGAAAUGAGAAUGUGAAAAAGCACACAUCAGUCAACUUUGUGUGAUGGAGCAAAUAUUAAAAUGGCUUUAAUUUGGAGAUUAUUCUCUUGUGUAUCAUUUACUUGUAGUACUAAAAAAAUCAAGGUCUUGAUGCUUACUGAGUACCUGCUGUGGUAGCACGUAACAAUUCUGAACAGCAGCAGAUUUGUUUGGGAGAGGGAGUUCCCGCUGCUGACAUUUGUGAUGUGGGAGUUUUGCAAGAUGUUUGGUACACGAAUUCCCAUUUAAAAAAAUCUGAAAUAUUAUAUAAUUUCAUGCAUUAUAGACAGCAGUUCCAUAGGAGUAGAAAUUUAUUCAGUAAGUUCCCUUAAAGGAAUCUGAGGGGAGACCUUAUCACUCUCUACAACUACCUAAAAGGAGGUUGUAGCGAGGUGUGGGUUGGUCUCUUCUCCCUGGUAGCCAGCAACAGGACAAAGGGAAAUGGCCUCAAGAUGCACCAGGGGAGAUUUAGGUUUGAUAUUAGGAGGAAUAUUUUACUGAAAGGGUUGUCAGUCCUUGGAACAGGCUGCCCGGGGAGAUGGUGGAGUCACCAUCCCUGGAAGUGUUUAAAAGUCGAGAUGCCCUACUUGAGGACAUGGUCUAGUGGUGGACUUAGCAGGGCUGGAUUGAUGAUUGGACUCUAUCUUAAAGGUCUUUUCCAACCAAAUCCAUUCUGUGAUUCUACGAUUAAGUUUUGAUGAAAUUUGUGUGCUUGAUUUUGUUAAGUUACCAUCUCUCCCACUAUUCAUGGAUUUCCCCUGCUGCUGCCUAUGAAAAUCUGUUACUGUUUUGUUGCAGCUAUUCAAAUGGAAAUAUAAGCAACAAAAAGAAAUCAGAACAGUUUUUAUGAGAGUAAUGCCUUCGGAUAUCUAGAUCUUAGAUUAAAACCUUCUGGCAAGUAGAGGUAAGGCUGAUGUUGGAAAGGGAAGAAUCUGAAUGUGGAAAUUGCGAACUGGGUAGGGAAGUGUCACACCAUGUUAGACAUUGCUAAUACUUAAACAUGCAUUUGUGCUCCAUCAACAGGCUCUUAAAUAGUUUGCACACAGCACAGGAUGUACGUCGUUCAAAUAUUUUGUUGUGAUUUUUAGUGAAAAUGAAUUAAUUGCUGAAGUACAACGUAUAUCACUUGGUGCGUUGUGCAGCAGACUGAAGAACAUAGAUCUGCUUUUGGUUAAUUCGGAAGAAAUCUGAAGUCAGUAUUUUAUUCUGCUACGGGUUUAAAUCUACUUUUGGAUAAAUUACAGAAAUGAAACUUUUUAAAAUGGUUUGAAAAUAGGUUUAGUUUUUCUAAUCCAGUCACGAGAUUGGGUUGCAGCUGAAUUCUGCACUUGAUCUACAGUUCUUUUUUUUGAUAUUUGAAAUGGAUGUCACUAUAUGUAGUUCUUCCUUCUUUAGACCUCAGUUUCAUUGUGGACAUUUAUUAUUUUUCUACAGAAUGUGAAAAUAAAGCAGUUCAUUAAUUUUUAGCCUCAGCGUUGAAGAUGGAAAGACUGCAAAAAUAGUUGUAUGGGCUUAAAAUAUUUAUGGUGAGCUUGUCUUUUCUUUUGAUUUAUAAAAUACCCAGACUUUAAUACUGCUAGAGUCUGAGUACUUCCAUGUCCCAGUGAGACCACUUGUCCUGUGAGUGCUCAGGCUUCUUGGAGUUGAGUGACCAGGGCUGUAGCGGGACAGUAAGUCAGAGCUGCUGUGCAGAUACAGGGCUUCCUUGCUCCAGCAGUCCUAGUUGUGGGUUCUGCUCUGCCUCUGAGAUACUUUUGGCUGCCACCACGUUCUCUUGUGUUCCUCAGCAGACAGACAGCUUUAGGGGAGUUUUUUGGAACACUGUGUUGAUGCCCUGCACGCCAGCCAGGGAUUUAACUGGCUCCUCUCCUUUUUUUCGGUGUCUUUCCCCACCCAGUGUCACAAGAGCAGCAGAGGUACCUGCUGGAGCAUAUUGCUCCUGUCCCAAAGGCAGCUGUAAACUAGGAAAAGUGCAGGGUUGAAAAGAAACAGUCCCCAUCGCAUGGGGAAUUUUGUAAUGGAACGAGACGUAACUUUGAAACAGUCUUUCUGAGUUCAAACUAAGAACAAGGGGUAAGUACUUCACCUGAGGGAUCCCAAAAGGGGGGGAUUUUUUUACAAAGCUUAUGUAAAUAUGGACUUCCCAGGACUCUGAAUCAUUGGAAAUUGUAACUUAUUCUGUUGUGAAAAUUUACCUAUUUUGUUAUGAAAAGUGACUGACCAAGAAAUUCCAAGGAUGCUGUCAAUCUCCUUUGAAUUCCUACAAUUAUAUAAAGCUAUUCCAGGGUUUUAGGCUAAAUUCAAUCUAGACGCCUGAAGUGUUCUUUGCAGAAAAUAGCUUUUCUGGAUUAGGUUAGGAACCAACAAAUUCCAUGUCAGAAAAGACCUUGCACGUUUACCAAUGCCGCUGCUACUGCAGGUCACACACAAGCGGGACUGCAGCUCAGCGGGAAGCUGUAUCUUGGCAGUAAGGCAUUGUGCUGAAAGGAAAGCAAAAACCAACGUGUAGCUGAAGCUAAGAACAUUAUGCAUCCCUACGUCCUCUUGGUUUUAUAGACAGGAUGCAGAGAAGGGUAUGGAAUUGAAACCAUACGUUAAAAAUGUCCUGUAAAGCUUGUAAGUUUGUGCAGAAAUUGCGAUAGGACAUAAGACUCCUUUGCAAUAACCCUUUUCCUGCUAAAAUUCACCAGCUUUUAUUCUGUACUAAAAACUACAUUUAGGCGAUGCAAUGCAGCAUUUUUAAUUUUUAUUAAUGUGAUGUAUUAACUACUUUGGACUCAGUAUCAAAUUGUGUACAUCUGUUUCUUUACUGGUAAGAGGAACAGCCUUCAACUUGCAUACACCUUGGACCAGGCUGAAGCGUGAAUUGAAUGACCAGUUGUAUAUUAUUGUAAUUGGUUAUUUAAUGUAAACUCAUUUUCAGUGUGAUCUUGGUUGUUACUAUGAAAUGCUUGAACAUUGUAUAUCCUAAUUGAGUUAUAUUGUAUGAAUUAUUUAUUUGUAAUUGGGUAUCAUGUUUCAAAAAUAAAAUUAAUUUCUCAA